AUGCUCGUCGCGUCAGCGCGGCGGCUGUCCGCCGCCGCCUCGUCUUCGUCUUCUUCCGUGCGCGCCAGCCAGCUCGCCGCCGCACUGAACCCACAGAGGUGGAUGCACGACAGGAACAAGAAGGCGAUGGAGCUGGUGGCCAAGGGAUGGAGUGCGCUCCAGGAGGUCGACCGCGUCAUCGACUACGCCGACCGCAACGACAAGCGCCUCAUCCCGCUUCUAAGGGGCGCUAAGGAAAACUUUGAACUGGCUUUGGAGAUUGACAAUGAUAAUACACAUGCGAGUGGUGCUGCUUUGUUGGUUGAAGCUGCAAAUAUGGGUGAUCCAGAUGCACAGUAUGAACUUGGAUGUCGACUAAGAAUUGAGAAUGACUAUGUUCAGUCAGAUCAACAGGCUUUCCAUUACAUUGAGCAAGCUGUUGAUCAGCUGCACCCUGCCGCUUUAUAUCUUCUCGGUGCUGUAUAUCUAACUGGAGACUGUGUUAAGAGAGAUAUAGCUUCUGCGUUGUGGUGUUUUCAUAGAGCUUCAGAAAAGGGACAUGCUGGUGCUGCUAUCGCAUAUGGAUCCUUGCUUCUUAAAGGUGCUGAAAUACCUGAAGUGAUUACGAGAUUCAACUCAGGCAAGAGUCCAUCAACUGGGAAAAUGCGGAAAAGGACCCUGCAGCAGGAUCCAAUAAAGCUAGCGAAAGAACAGUUUCAAAUUGCAGCUGAGGCAGGCUGUGAUCUCGGUUUGCGGUGGUUGAAGAGGCUUGAAGAUUAUGAAAACCAAGAAGAAAAGCUAAAGCAGAUCCAGCAAUGA
Miscanthus lutarioriparius is the source of this 798-nucleotide messenger RNA. The record is from the annotation of a GenBank genome assembly. Lineage: Eukaryota; Viridiplantae; Streptophyta; Magnoliopsida; Poales; Poaceae.